Molecule: messenger RNA, 2353 nt
Organism: Lobosporangium transversale
Lineage: Eukaryota; Fungi; Mortierellomycota; Mortierellomycetes; Mortierellales; Mortierellaceae
Exons: 2
Coding region: 124-2172 (682 amino acids)
Cellular component (GO): ribonucleoprotein complex
Molecular function (GO): RNA binding
Source: RefSeq, a predicted model, not a curated record
AAAAAAAAAAAAAAAAAAAACGAACGACUUUGGCUUCUGAUUGAACACUUCCCUUGUGCCUCUUUCAGCCACCUCAGAGAAAAAAAUAAAAAAAAAAACAAAAAAUCCAGUUGGUUAACUAUAAUGUCCUCUCCUGUUGCUACCACUGACGCCCAGGCCACUGCUGCCACCUCUUCUUCCCUUCCUACUGGUUCUGGCGCCAACCACUUGAGUUUGGAACAACAACAGCAGAUUGCCGCUGCCCAGGCACAAGCUGCCCAGGCAGCUCACUUUGCUCCUGUUCCUGCUGCUGCCCCCACUGCUUCAGCUUCGCUUUAUGUUGGAGAGUUGGAUCCCUCUGUCAAUGAGGCCAUGUUGUUUGAGUUGUUCAACUCGAUCGGUCCAGUUGCUUCGAUCCGUGUCUGCCGUGAUGCCGUCACGAGACGUUCUCUUGGUUAUGCCUAUGUGAAUUUUCACAAUGUAGUGGAUGGUGAGCGUGCUUUGGAAGCGCUGAACUACACGCAGAUCAAGGGUCGUCCUUGCCGCAUCAUGUGGUCUCAGCGUGACCCUGCCCUUCGCAAGACUGGCACUGGCAAUAUUUUUAUCAAGAACUUGGACGCUACGAUCGAUAAUAAGGCUCUUCAUGACACUUUCUCUGCCUUCGGCAACAUUUUGUCCUGCAAGGUCGCUACUGAGGAUGGUCAGUCAAAGGGUUAUGGCUUUGUUCACUAUGAAACCUAUGAAGCUGCCGAGAAUGCAAUCAAGCAUGUCAAUGGCAUGCUGUUAAAUGACAAGAAAGUCUUUGUGGGGCAUCAUAUCUCUAAGAAGGAGCGUCAAUCCAAGGUUGAGGAGAUGAAAGCUAAGUUCACUAACGUCUACAUCAAGAACUUGGAUCCCGAGGUUACUCAGGAGGAGGUCGAGGCAAUGUUCACCAAGUUUGGUCCAGUUACUUCGGUGGUCAUUUCCACGGACGAAAACGGCCGUUCCAAGGGAUUCGGAUUUAUCAACUUUGAGAACCAUGAGGAUGCACAGAAGGCUGUGGAUGAACUGCACGAAUCGGAGUACAAGGAUAAGAAGUUGUUUGUUACUCGUGCACAAAAGAAGGGUGAGCGCGAAGAAGAGCUCAAGAAACAGUAUGAGCAGCAGAAGCUCGAGAAGCUUAGCAAGUACCAGGGCGUCAACCUGUACAUCAAGAAUCUCGAUGAUGACAUUGAUGAUGAGAGACUUCGUCAAGAAUUCUUGGUUUAUGGCACUAUCACUUCCGCCAAGGUUAUGCGUGAUGAGAAGAUUGGUGAUAACGGUGAAGAGAUCAAAGGUCCUUCCAAGGGAUUCGGAUUCGUUUGCUUCUCCUCUCCUGAUGAGGCUACAAAGGCUGUUACGGAAAUGAAUGGCCGCAUGUUGGGAUCUAAGCCUAUUUAUGUUGCUCUUGCUCAGCGUAAGGAGGUCCGUAAGUCACAGCUUGAGGCUCAAAUGGCUCAGCGCAGUCAGCUUCGCAUGCAACAGCUCCCUGGUCAGAUGGCUGGUGGUAUCUUCCCCCCUCAAAUGUACUAUCCUGGUUUCGCUCCUCAGGGUGGUCGCGGAAUGGUUUACCCUGGUCAACCCGGUAUGAUUCCCCGCCCUCGCUGGGUGAACCCCGGUCAGCCGCAGCAGAUGCACCCUGGUGGUCCUAUCCCAGGAUAUCCCUUGGGACAAGGUUUCCCUCCUAUGGGUCCAGGACGUCCUCGUGGCCAAGGCCCUCGCUCCCAGUCUCAACGCGGCGGUGCUGCGGGUCAGCAGGGUCGUCCACAAGGAUCUCCAGCACAAGGUGGACCUACUGGUGGAGCACCUCGUGGAGCACAUGGUGGUGGACGUGGCGGAUACACUCGUAACACUGGUCAAGGACGCAAUGCUUCUGCUCAAGUUGCAAGCGGCGGAUCGGGUGCAGGUGGAUUAGGUGAUGCCAACACCCUGACGGCUGCAGCACUGGCUGCAGCAGAUCCUGAUCAGCAGAAGCAGAUGGUUGGUGAGCACCUUUAUCCCAAGAUUGCAUCACGCCAGCCUGAUUAUGCUGGCAAAAUCACUGGUAUGCUGUUGGAAAUGGACAAUGGUGAGCUUUUGCACUUGCUGGAGGACAGUGAAGCAUUGGACGCUAAGGUCGAAGAGGCAGUUUCUGUCCUCAAGGCUCAUGAGGGUGAGCUUGAAAGAUCUACCUAGAUCACUCAUUCACAUCCAUUUUUUUUUGCAAAAAAUUGUCGAAGGAUAGAGUAGGGGCAGGUGGAGAAUUGAGGAGAACAUUGUGCUGACAACUUGAAAAAAGAAAAGUGGGCUAUAUUUGAACUACUCACAAUAUCUUCGCAGACUAUUUUAUCAAAUAAAAAACAAUAAAAAAAAUUAG